Molecule: messenger RNA, 3212 nt
Organism: Aspergillus uvarum CBS 121591
Lineage: Eukaryota; Fungi; Ascomycota; Eurotiomycetes; Eurotiales; Aspergillaceae
Exons: 2
Coding region: 161-2830 (889 amino acids)
Source: RefSeq, a predicted model, not a curated record
UAUCCCGUGUCCUCUCACAUUUAACAUUUUUUUCAAAGUGAGCAAGAACCAAGAGAAGAUAAAGACAAACAAACAAACAAACAACUUUAAGGGAAACUGCCCCGAUCCUCUAUAUCCCCGUCCCAAGAAAAUACUUGAUCGGCGGCGCGACUGAACCAUCAUGAGUGCCGAUGAAGGCGGCGGGACGGCCGCAGUGCCUGUCACAAAUGGCGAACAAUCUCGCAACAGUCCUGAGCCAUCCACGAUGGCCACACCGGGCAAGCGAAAGCGUGUGUCGAGUCACGACGACAAGGCCGCCCAGGAUGCCACUGCCGCUGCGGCGCACUCGCAGGAACGAGCCAAACUGCAGGAAACUUUGCGAAACCUGGUGGAUAUUCUGAGCAAAAACGAUUCGGAUUUACAUCUUCUGUCCUGUCCGUUGCCAUCGUCGCCGGCGAAGCCCCGUUCGAAGCGCGCAAAGGUCUCGGGGGAUAAGGAUGAAAGCUCGAGUAUACAAGCUCGGGUCGCGUCGGAUCGCUAUAACACCAUCUCGGAAUUCUUAAGCGACAUCGAAAGGGCCUCUGCAGCAGUGAUCGAGAGAAACAAAGCGCAGGCGACUGCCGCUCCUGCUGACGGAACCCCACUUACGGAAACCGUCAAUCGCAUUGCGGCUUUCAAGAAGCUACUGAAUAGUUUGGUUCGUCAAGCACAGAUGACCCAGACCACCGUUAAAACCGAAGCAUCAGAGGACGGUGAAGCCCCGAUCAAAACCACUGCGUCCAACGUUGAAAUCCGAAAUGAAAGUGCGGUUCUGACCUUGUUUGGAAAUCCGGCAAACCCGAAACAGCUCUACUCCAGUCUACAGAAGACAGUCAAGGUCCCAUUACAAUCAGAUGGUCCAAGCGCAGACAAGUACGUCGAGGUGCAGGCGCCCUUGCCUGAGGGCGGCCUUCCCAACGGGAUCACAGCCACAAAGGUGGUACCCAUCACUUUGGAAGCGAAAUCAAACCAACCCAAAAGAACCUUUGGGGAGGUAUUCGCACCACGUGCAACGUUGCCUCAAUUAGAAGCACCGCGCAAAACGGGGACUACUCGUAAUGUUUCGGGUGGCUGGAUUGACCCUUUCGAAUCCAUCACGAAUUACAAAUCAUUUCUGGGUGACCGCAACAACUAUUGUCUUGCAAGACUUCCUGCUGGCUCUUGGCUGCAGUACGGUGGGGUCACUUCAUCACCCUCCUACUGGAGUCGUCGCCAGAAGCAGCAGUCUUCAGAGCACCACGAGGACGAACAGCUUCCCGAUGACCCGAUGCCAUCCACAGACGAAGAUGUCGCGCUCUGGCAAGGAGUGUAUUCUUCCUUUGCCCCAUCAUUCGAUAGUUCGGGUUCUGUUGUUCAAGCCGACUCGAAAGACCUGGUAUGGUGGAGUAAGCGUGGAGCUAGACGCCUGUACACACUUGCCUCGAUGGCAAUCCCAGAAGAUGAGAAUGACGUAUCAACCGUGCAGCCGGGCAACAUAGGCGAGCUCGAUGAGAGCGCUCUAGAGGAAAUGGUGAAAUCAUUCAACCCAGAGGACUUGACUGACAACAUCACCCAGACCAAGGAGGCCUCGGCUGAAUUUGUUGACGAAGACUCUCGGGAGAUGGAUGACCUACUGCGUGAUGUCUCCGAGCUUCUCGAAACCCUCAGUUCGUAUCAAAAGAUCCGCAGCCUGGUACCCGCGAGUGGUGCGAUCCAUGGGAUAGAUCCCAUCGAUGUUACUUCAAGACCUGGAUCGAACGACGCGCCAUCGGACGAGGAGCGAAGCGUUUACGAGACACUUAAAUCGAGUCUAGCAGCGCUGGUCUCGACUCUCCCACCAUAUGCUGUUGCCAAGUUGGACGGCGACCAAUUAGCUGAUCUCAAUAUCAGCCAGAAGAUUUUGAUUGAGGGUGUGGAUUAUCAAGGCACGAUGGAGAAGGAUGACUAUACCAUGCAGCAGGAGCGCGCGUCUGCUAUUCCUGCAAAUCGAACUUCCACACCUAGCCGAGCUGCCAGCUACCAGUCCCAGUACAACCAACGAGCGUAUGGCGCUAAUACACGGGCUCAACCUCAAGGCAACAUACAAACAGCUCAACCCUACUUUGCAGGAAGGCAGAACUCUACAUCUGCUCCGUAUACUGCAGCAUCACCGCAGCAGUAUGCGGGAGGCCGCCCGCCAGCAACUCCUCAGCAAAGGGCUGGCUAUUAUCCCGGCUACUCCCAACCGGCACCGCAAUUCAACCAAGGCAACCCCAGCACACCGUAUCAGCAACGCCCAGGGCAGAACGGCUACCAUCCAUACGCAGGACAACAGGGUCCACCUCCCGCUCAGGCAUCCCCCCAACCUUACAGUCCGCGGCCGGGACAGCCUGGAUCUUACCACGCAGCCCAGGCAGCAGGCCGGAGCGCAUCUCCUCAAAAACCCCCUUAUACGACGCCUAGCGCAACCCCAAGAGCCUCAUACAGUAUACCUCCGGGGCCGACAAAUCCCCAGCAAGCACCACAGCGAUACAUCCCGCAGCAGCAACAGCCGCAGCCGUCACAACCGCAGCUACAUCAGCAGCAACCACAACAGCCGCCGCAACCACAACAGCAACAGCCACCUCAUCACGGCAACAACGCGUCUAACCAGGCCCCGCCACAAGCAGGGGGUUAUUCGAACUCAGCUGCUGCGGCCACCUACGCGCGGAGUGCUGCUGAGCAGGCUGUUGUGAUGGAUCGGAACAAGGCCCAGCUGGCGGCCAAUGCGCAAAACCGGCCCAGCUCCACAACACCCCAGCCGUCAGGCGAAACGACGACCCCGAAGCCGAACGGAACCCCGGUGUCCUCAUGAGUAGAUGAGAUCUUGGUGACGGGAACGAAGAAUCAUGUGGCAAUGUUGUUGUAUCAUCCCCUUUCACGCAGCUAGCCCCCCAACAUUGCACGUGGCUUGCUCUACACCCGGCAUGUUAGGCAAAGAGAACCAGCACCCGCAACCCAAUGUACAACUCGUUUUAUCUUGGAGGUAUCAUGUCCUUUGAAAAGACCUUCACUUUAUGGACGCAGCGAAGAUGAUAAUUACCUUUCUAUUUCUCUUCUAUCUUCAAUUCUCUGGAGUUUUUUUUCGCUGCUUCCUCUUUUUUUCUGGAACUAUUUCCAUUUUCCCCCUCGCGGCUUAUUUUUAGAUUUCGCGGAGAACAAGAGAUAGGGGGCAAUGCCUGAGAAAACAACCUCGU